Alligator sinensis (Chinese alligator) is the source of this 1655-nucleotide messenger RNA. RefSeq lists its product as uncharacterized. The coding region runs from base 203 to 991 and encodes 262 amino acids. The record is from RefSeq and is a predicted model, not a curated record. The transcript has 5 exons. Lineage: Eukaryota; Metazoa; Chordata; Crocodylia; Alligatoridae.
CAGUGAGCUUGUCAAUGGGGAGAAGUCAGAAAGACAACAGGUCAAGCGGGGGAGGAGGGCGGACAGCAGGGGAAAGAAGAGCCAAGGGGACUGUCCCGACCGCAGCGGCUUGCUUUCAAGACAGGCUGUUGGAAAACCAUCGCAUCCGUGUUGCUUUCCCAGAUGUUGCAACCUGCGAUCCCUGCAGGCAGAGCAGAAUCAAAUGAAUCAAACUGAAAAUGAUAAGCCACAUAGUGGCCAUGAGGAAAAGAAACAGUUAUUCCUUCCCAAUUGGAAAGUAUCAGAAUUGUUGUCAUGUCUUGCAAAUGUUAAGAAUGGAGAGCCAACACACCAGUUGCUUUUGAAGGGAACACAUGCAUCUCUCUUCCAUACAGUGCGUUUUGCAAUAAAAUCUAAUAACUGGGAGACUGAAGCAAAAAACAAACAACAUUUGCUACCUCAUGAGUUAUGCAGUGGGUCACAAGAACAUGUAGCAAAGGAAGGUGCUGAUUCACUCACAACAGCAGUGAGAACUGCAAACAAAUUUCUGUCUGCCUGCUUAAAGUGGCUGUCUAAAUCAAAGACAAAGCAUUCUACUGCUAGAGGACACAGAAAACCUAAACGCAGCAGACAGUUGCCAGAGCAUAUGCUUCCUUACGUGCUUUUAAUCAGAAAUUGUCUUCCCUUGUCAACUUCUUCAAUCAAAUCCAAAUGUUCCAAAGGAGAAAUAUUAUGCAGGAUACAGUAUUUUACAUUGAGCCUCUGGAAAAAGGAAAAGCCCAAGCCUUUAUCUAAAAUUUCUCCCAUUUCUGAGUUGCAAAAAAUUGAAGAAACACAACAUAUCAAAUUUCUCAAUCUGAAAGAUCUGCAGUGGAAACUGUAUAAAGGCAUUGUGAAGAGGAAGCAGAAAGCGACAGCUUCACAGAGAGAAGCAAAUUACAGACCUUUUAGGAUAUUCGAAGAAAAAACAACAAAGGCUGAAUACAUCAUCCCUUUGAUUUCUAAGGACUAAAGAGUUGCUUCCUUUCUUCAAGGAGUUUGUGUUGCAGGUCCUGUUUGUGUCAAUUAAAGUCUGAAUUUAAAUGAAUGGAGAAUUACUACAGUUCAUAGAAAAUGCCAAUACUUUUGUAGAAAUAAUAAUAAUCCUAGUAGCUUGUAGAAAUUCAUUGUGGACCAGGUUCCUGUUGUGCCAGGCACUGUGUAAUCAUAGAAGAAAAAAAAAAUACACUCCAUGCCUCAAAGAGUUCACAAAACUAGGCAAAACCAAUGAAUAUAGGCUGACAUAGGGAAGCACAAGGAAAGAAUGAGAGAGUAUUUGCAAAAGAGUAAUUUAUUUUUAUGUUGGUGAAUGAGUUCCUACUGCACAACUUCUGAGUGUGCUUACCUGAUUAAAAACAUGAUGAGCCUUGUACUGCUGUCAGUUACACCAGUUUUACACCCAUGCAAAUACUCCUAAUUUAAUAUCAGAACCAGACUCAAAAUACACAAAAUAAUUUGCUCCUGCCCUUGUCAAUAGACAACAUGGUAGAAUGUUUCCUCCCAAUAUGACCACUGCAGGUAACAUGGGAUGAGAUGUGAAUGAGGAAAGAAGACGUUUAUAUUUUUACACCAAUAAUUAUAUAUUAAUUGAAUUGAUCCUAGGGAAUAAUCCAGGCACAGUUAAGCAGCAACACUCA